CGGACUGUUUCCAUAAACAACGCUGUCUUCAGCGAGCAACCCUCACUUCUUCCUCAGUGGUCAGUUACCGAGUGAGUAUUUUUGUCCUUGAGCUCCCAUUGGACACAUUCAAUGUCAAUCUGAUGAGGAACGUUUUCAAGAAUGGAGCCGCAACGUAACAUCUGCGAACUGUGAAGGUGCGGUGUUGAUUUAGACAUAACAGUUUACAUUGAUAGGGAAUCGUGAAGAACUGGUCGUAGAAAUGUAUGGUUUUGUCAAUCACGCCUUGGAACUACUUGUAUUAAGAAAUUAUGGCGAAGACGUGUGGGAAGACAUCAAGAGGGAGGCGCAACUCGAUGUAGAGGGUCAGUUCCUUGUCAGAAUCAUAUAUGAAGAUGCCAAAACAUACGACCUUGUUGCUGCUGCAAGCAAAGUUCUCAAGAUUGAUGCAGGGUGUAUCCUACAGAUGUUUGGGAAGAUGUUUUUUGAGUUUUGCCAAGAAUCAGGGUAUGACACCAUCCUGCGUGUUUUAGGCUCCAAUGUCCGUGAAUUCUUGCAGAAUCUGGAUGCCCUCCACGACCACCUAGGUACCAUCUACCCUGGGAUGAGGGCUCCGUCCUUCCGCUGCACAGACGCGGAGAAGGGCAACAAUCUGAUCCUGCACUACUACUCGGAGAGGGAGGGGCUCCAGGACAUUGUGAUCGGCAUCAUCAAGACGGUGGCCCAACAGAUCCACGGCACAGAAAUAGAAAUGAAGGUGAUCCAGCACAAGAGUGAGGAGUGUGACCACAUCAAGUUCCUGAUCGAGGAGAAGGACUCAGAGGAGGAGGCCUUCUAUGAGGAUCUGGACGGCUUCGAGGAGAACAGCACGCAGGAGACCCGGAUCAGCCCCUACACCUUCUGCAAGGCCUUUCCCUUUCACCUCAUGUUCGACAGGGACCUGAUGCUUACGCAGUGCGGCAACGCUAUCUUCCGUGUGCUGCCGCAGCUCCAGCCGGGCAUCUGUAACCUGCCCUCCGUGUUCUCUCUGGUGCGUCCACACAUAGACUUCAGCUUCCAAGGCAUGCUCUCCCACAUCAACACUGUCUUCGUUCUGCGAAGCAAGGAGGGCCUCUUGAACGUGGAGACUUCAGAGAACGAGGAUGAGCUGACUGGUGCUGAGAUCAGCUGCCUGAGGCUGAAGGGACAGAUGAUCUACCUGCCCGAGGCGGAGAACAUCCUCUUCCUCUGUUCCCCCAGUGUGAUGAACCUGGACGACCUGACGCGGAGAGGCCUUUACCUGAGUGACAUCCCGCUGCACGAUGCCACACGUGACCUGGUGCUGCUGGGAGAACAGUUCCGUGAAGAGUACAAGCUGACCCAGGAACUGGAGAUCCUGACUGACCGUCUGCAGCACACCCUUCGGGCCCUGGAGGAUGAGAAGAAGAAGACAGACAGAUUGCUCUACUCAGUCCUGCCUCCGUCGGUGGCCAAUGAGUUGCGCCACAAGCGUCCAGUCCCGGCCAAACGCUACGACAAUGUGACCAUCCUCUUCAGCGGCAUUGUGGGAUUCAACGCCUUCUGCAGCAAACACGCGUCAGCCGAGGGUGCCAUCAAGAUAGUCAACCUGCUCAACGACGUCUACACCCGAUUUGACAUCCUGACCGACUCGAGAAAGAACCCCUACGUGUACAAGGUGGAGACAGUGGGUGAUAAGUACAUGACGGUCAGUGGGCUGCCAGAACCAUGUACCCACCACGCUCAGUCUAUCUGCCACCUGGCCCUGGACAUGAUGGAGAUUGCUGGACAGGUCAAAGUGGAUGAAGAGCCAGUACAGAUAACCAUUGGGAUCCACACAGGAGAGGUGGUAACUGGGGUCAUAGGUCAAAGGAUGCCCCGCUACUGCCUGUUUGGAAAUACUGUCAACCUCACCAGCCGUACAGAAACCACAGGAGAGAAGGGAAAAAUCAACAUUUCAGAAUAUACUUACAGGUGUUUGCAGUCAGCAGAGAAUGCUGACCCCCAGUUUCAUUUGGAGUACCGAGGACCCAUCACCAUGAAAGGCAAGAAGGAGCCCAUGAAUGUCUACUUUCUGUCGCGCAAAAGUACUGAAAGCAUAGUUUGAUCAUAAAAGCAUUCCCCUUUCCCUAGUGGGCAAAAUGCAUAAAGGUGUAAAUUUGGGGUUCUAAUUUGGUUUUAUGGGUUGAAGAGAUGUCAGAUAACCAAAUUAGAACCA
This is a messenger RNA of Salmo salar (Atlantic salmon), 2194 nucleotides long. Its product is annotated as guanylate cyclase soluble subunit beta-1. Gene Ontology annotation, biological process: cGMP biosynthetic process; response to oxygen levels. The record is from RefSeq and is a predicted model, not a curated record. Gene Ontology annotation, molecular function: guanylate cyclase activity; heme binding. NCBI's taxonomy places the organism in Eukaryota, Metazoa, Chordata, Actinopteri, Salmoniformes, Salmonidae. Gene Ontology annotation, cellular component: guanylate cyclase complex, soluble.